UUGGCUAGAAACCAGACUAAGCAAGCCUUUUUUUCUUUUUGGCAGGCCAUCGCCGGAACUUCCGGCGAGCGGCCACCCGUUACAAAGGGACGCCACUAAAUCCAAAAUCCAAAUCCAAAGGUGGAUGUGCUGAGCAGCUGACCGCUUCAAGAAAUGCUGUUGUGUUGUUGACGCAGUAAAGCCUGUCAGCCACCGAGCAGGCCGCCGGUAUUCUCCAGUUAUCUCGUGUCGGCCAUGUCGAAAACAAGUCGCGAGAAAGAAAAGCCGCUGGAGCGCCUCAAGUCCCUCUUCGGCCUGGGCAAAGGCGGAUCCUCCUCGGGGCCGGGUUUCGCCGUCCCCAAAAUCGAGGAGUUCGCCAUCACGCCGGAGAUCGUCCGGGAUAUCGGAAAUGAGAGCAGCAUCUCGCACCGCACGAAAUCCAUCAAGGAACUCGUGGACAUUGUACGAACCAAAAGGCUCCAAGAGGGAGUUCCGGAGACCCUGUACACGCAGACCUGCGACCUGCUGCACCCCGCGCACGGGCAGGACGUGCGGCACACUGUACUCUACUUCUACUGCUGCCUCAUUCAGGGACAGUUUGAGCGCCUGGACAUCUCGCGGACGCACUUCUUCAACCUGAUCCAGGACUUGCGACACCCAGAGGACCUCGCUCUGAGACUGGACCUGCUGAAAGUGCUCACCGACAAGGGAAAGUGUCUAAGCCACUUCGAAGACAAAGCACCCCAGUUCCUGCUUCAAUGGAUGCCAGAGGUGUUGAGUGCCGGCAGGGCGUUCGACUUCCUGUCUCUCCUGAUCAACGUCAUCAAGUUCAACUCCUCCUUCCUGGACAAAGAAGUGGUUGCCGGAUUUGUGCAAAAUACCUGCAUCCUUUGCUGUAGGACCAACUCGGAAAGCGACGUCAGGCUGGGACUGGAGGUGCUGGACAGCGUAGUGGGCUACAGCCUACUCUCAUCCGAGGUGCUACCUCACCUGGUGCCUACCCUGUGCCGGACGGUGGUCCUUGCCAAGCUGUCCGAGCCCAGCUGGAGGACGAUGCGCAACCUCCAGGGGACUCAUCUUGGCCACAACGUCAUCUCCUACCUCUGCCGGAUCCUCGAAGACAGGGCCAACUACAGAGACUACACCCUGCUCAAAGGAGCGGUGUUCUUCGUGGGUGCAGCACUGUGGAGCCACAAGGCGGUGCCGACGCUCAAACACACGCCUGCCGCGGUGCUGCCUUCCAUAUACAGGGCCCUGGACUGCAAGCACCCCUCUGUGGCCUACGAGGCGGCCGUGGCUCUUCAGUGGCUGAUCGGCGAUCCGCCCAAGCCGAUCACUCCCUUCGUCUGGAAGUUUGUCCUUGAUGUCCUCGAGAAACUGGUUUGCCUCCCCGAGGUGGAGCAGGCUUCUGCGAGCUCACAGCAGUUGCAGCAGAUGGUUCAUGACAUUGUGUCCAAGGUGGAAAAAUCGUACGACGAAGGGACGUACAAGGGUUGCCCCCAGCGCCUCUUCAACAUUGUGGCAAAGUGCGCCUCCCUCAGGCCCGAGGCUUCCCUGCAGCGUCUGAUCCAGUACUGUGCGGAGAAGGCGCAGGUCCCCACCCUGAACUGGGUGACCAACCUGUCGGAGAUCCUGGAGAAGUACUUCAAGGCGGAGCCGCGGCCCUCUGUCCGCCUCUACACGCUCAACGUCGUCUCUUCCGUGCUCAGCAACAACAGGCACCUCUACGAGGAGGAACUGAUGAAGAAGGUGCUGCUCCCCCACCUCGGCGCGCUGGAAACGGAUCCCGAUCCGGCCGUGGUGACCGCGGCGGUCCAGCUGUUGACCGACUUCUUUCAGGACAGCGGCAGCCAGCAGAACAAUGAAGUUCUGGACAUCAUCGAAAAGGUGCUGAACCACCCGACUUGGUCGACAAAGCCGAACGGCGCUGAGGAGGUGCUUCCCGUGGAGACGGCGGCCAGAGGUCUCAUUGACGUUUUUCGGAAGAAGAUGUGGCUGAGCCCUCAGUGUGCCGUGGCCACUUUCCGUCUGCUAGUUGACCACGUACGUCGUCAAUACCGGCAGGACCCCUGUCAGCUGCUGGCGCCCGUACGCCUAGUGAUCAUGAAGUUCCUCGUGAGCCUGCGGACCAAUGCCCUGUACCAGAUCGGCAUGGACGAAGGGUCAGAAGAGGGAAUUCGCUACAGCCCCCACCUCCUCUGCCCCUUCAGGGAAGGCUCAGCCAUGAAGCAGUGCUCUCCAGCAAGUGCCAUUACAAACAGCGGCGUGGUGGCUGCAUCGGCACAACCCCACAUUGCUCACUUGGGCGUGACGGAAGUCUUUGACACCAUCAUCGCAAGCAUCAGGGAGGAGAGCGACUGGCCGGUCCUGUCGACAGUCCUGCAGGGUCUUCCCGGCCUGCUAAAAGACAAAGCGCUCGUCCUGAGUGGGCAGAUGUCCUUCCGCGCACUCUGCGUCCGCCUCCGCAAUCAAGCCAAUGAGCGAAACCGGAAGCCGCUGGACCAGAUGCACAGGGUGCCGGCCGGUGUCACGGCCUCUGACCUGAACGCUCUGCUGUACCCAGCCAUGGGUGCCAUGACCAUGUACCGGACAGAAUUGGACAGCUCCUCCAUGUGUAUGGUCAUCCACAUGCUGGAGCACGGGCUGGCUUCCAAGCAGGCCUGCGUGUGCCUGCGUGCCUUGGUGCUGGCAACACUGGAGAUGAGGGACGCGAUGGGCAAGUUGCUGCCCGAAGUGCUGCAGCGGCUCGCGCAGGUGUCGGCAACACUGGCGGUGGCCGUCCCGGUCCUCGAGUUCCUCUCAAACCUCAUCAGGAUCCCGCAGCUGUACGUCAGCUUUGUCGAGGAGCAGUACCGCAAGAUCUUUGCCAUUGCUCUGCCAUACACCAACCCCGUCAAGUUCAACCGCUUUGUGGUGGCGCUGGCUCAUCACGUGAUUGCCAUGUGGUUCCUCAAGUGCAGAAUUACCUUUCGGAAGGACCUCGUGCCUUACGUCAUCAAGAACCUCAAGAACAACUUGGAACUCCAUGUGGAAGACGGCGGCAUGGAAGACACAACGCAGCGGAAGAGAAGCAGUAGCCUCAACGAACCCAUGGCGGUGGCGGCCGCGUCGCGCAGCCGAAGCGAGGUGCGCCACUCUGUGGCGAGCGUCUCUUACGCCAGCGGCUCUGGCUCUUCUAGCGACAUGGUGAAGCUACAGGAGGAGCUGCUCGAGACCUUCGUCGACCUCAUGUCUCAGUACUGCUUCGGCACCUGCUCCUCGCAGCCGCACAGGUCGGCGACGUCCGAGUUCAUGCUGAAGCAGGGUCGCUCCAUGACCUGGCUGUUGGGCCACAAGAUGGUGACCAUCACAACGAGUGGCUGCGGGGGCCGCGCUUACCGGCUGGGCAUGUGCGAGCGCUGCUACUGCUUCUGCAGGGACGCCCAAGACCAACCGGACCCCUGCCAAGAAGGACUCCGGCCGGCGUCGGAAGUGCCACUGGCCGGUUUCCCGUCGGAAGAGCAGCAGGGCCAGAACCGGCGGCGCCACCAGUCGGAGGCGGACGGACGGAGCUCCCUCUCGGGGGCCGGAGCGUUUGCGUCGCGCAUGCUCUCCGGCACCAAGGAUGACCUCAGCCUUCGGCAGGUGUUCCCGGACAAGCGGGCCGGCAUGGGGGGCGACAGCGAGCCGGGUGACGGCAGGGGCGGUGGCGUCCGGUUGGGCGGAGCGCAUGGGUCUAGUCACGUGUCCGGAAGCACUUCUGGAGAAGUGCUAAGUCACGUGUGCAGCUGCUGGUGCUGCGGCUGGGCCGAGGUGUACGUCCGGCGCCCCACGGGUAACACGUCCUGGGUCAUGCGGCUCCAAAAUGACAUGUUCUCCAAGACCUGCACACCCGACUUCCCCCUGCCUGAUGUGUCGGCCAUCUUUCGCCAGCCCCAGAUGAUGGCCCAGGACUGGGCGGGACCCCCGGAAGAGCCUGUCGUCUGCAAACGGGACCGACGUCCGAGCGAAGGAGGGCGAGUGAGAAGCGCCGGCAGCUCGGAGGACAUCUCUCCGAGUGCCCCUUUGGAGCGCAGCGGAUCUCCCCUGCGCCGCACAAACUCUAGUCCCGAGGUUCCCGCCCAGAGGCCCCCCGGAGACGGCUGCAAAACGGCCAGCCCCGGGUCGGCUCCGCAGAGUCCGUCGGCCAUCUUCGAUCGGCUGGACGAAGAGGGCGCCAGGCUGGCAUUGCGGAAGUCGCCGCGCAAGGACGACAGGUACGACUGCAUUCCCGAAGAAUCGCACUGGGGUCUGCGGGCCCCUCCAUUCUCAAAGGCAAGGCUCAAAUUGGACCUGUCCCCGUCGGCCAUGAGCGAGCCCCCAGUGGGGCCGGCCACGUCGCUGCACAGUCCCCCGCCACUAUCGCGUCUGCAAAGCCUGCAGGGUCGGCCCAACGACGGGAGCAGCCCCACCCCGGCGAGCUCGUACCGGGACCGGGGACACACGGUGUCCGGCAUCAGCCCCGUGACGCACCAGGCCACCACACCCACGGUGUCCUACAUCGACAUGUACCGGUGCGGCAUGAACCCACGGUUCGUGUUCCUGCACCUGUACCACAACUCGUUCUUUGGGAAGCCAGGCACUGACGAACCGAUCCCUGUGCCGGAGUCAAAGUGGGAUCGCAGCUCCAAUUCCGGGAACGCGCUGGAUUUCGUGCCGACCUACGAAACUCACAAGAUUGGCGUGGUGUACGUCGGCCCAGGACAGGCCCAGUCGGAGACGGCGAUGCUCUCGAACCGGAGCGGCUCGGAGCGCUACACUCGAUUCCUGCUGGGCCUCGGACGCACGGUGUGCUUGCGGGACCUGGACACCAAGGCCACCUACACGGGAGGGCUGGACGUGCGCGGCGCGGACGGCAAGUACUCCAUCAGCUGGCAGGACGACAUCAUGCAGGUGAUCUUCCACGUGGCCACGCUGAUGCCCAACAAGGAGAACGACCGGCAACGCAGCGACAAGAAGCGCCACAUCGGCAAUGACUACGUCAUGGUGCUCUACAACGACAGCUCCGAGUCCUGCGACAGGGAAACUUUCCGGGGCGAAUUUCACCAUGCCUUCGUGAUCAUAGAACCGUGGAAGCUGGGCAACAACUUGGUGACUCUCGAGGGAAAAGCAGAGGUGAUGGAGCUCUUUCGACACAGCGAGCCACAGGUGGUUCCGGACAGCAGCUUGUCCCUGUACGUUCGGCAACUCGCAUUGCACGCCAACAUUGCAUGCAACAUAGUGCUGCAAAAGACGAAGGGACCUGACCUGUUUGUGAACAACUGGCACGGGCGGCUGCGCCACAUCAACCUCAUCCGUCAGCGCCUCCUGGAUGCCAGAGCCAAGGGAGAGUCUACAGACCCACCUGCUGCCACGGAGGACUUCACUCGGUACCUCUAAGGUAUCGGCCCUACUCAGGACCCAAGAAAAAGACAGAAUUGCCAACAGUGGUGGCCAAAGGUUUUUUUGUUUUCUUUUGUACAUAUAGAGGGUUCACUUACCUCUUGUAACAUAUAGGCAUGUGCCAUGUCCGAAAUGAAAUAUGUUAAAAAAAUUUUUCUAAUUGUCCAAUCCCUUUACCUCCUUC
Molecule: messenger RNA, 5563 nt
Organism: Ixodes scapularis (black-legged tick)
Lineage: Eukaryota; Metazoa; Arthropoda; Arachnida; Ixodida; Ixodidae
Gene: gig
Product: tuberin
Exons: 40
Coding region: 235-5376 (1713 amino acids)
Biological process (GO): regulation of cell cycle; regulation of small GTPase mediated signal transduction; negative regulation of Wnt signaling pathway
Cellular component (GO): nucleus; cytoplasm; TSC1-TSC2 complex
Molecular function (GO): GTPase activator activity
Source: RefSeq, a predicted model, not a curated record